AUGCUUCUUCCCCUUCUUCUUCUCGUUGUUGCAGCUGCAAGCUGUGAUAUCCCAAUUUUCCAAUCCAAUUCACUCCAGCUGUUUCCAGCCACCCAUUUCGACCAGUUUUCUGCUCCCUGCAGGCUCUUCUCUAACUCCUCCGGACCCCCGCAGGUGGAGUAUGGACAAAACGGCCUUCACCUUUCAAUUCUUCAUCGUUUCGACAACCCACAAGUCGUAUCGCUUGGUUACAUCAUGUACGGGAAAGUUGAGGCAGAAAUUAUGGGGCUGGCUGCACGCGGCGUGAUUUCUUCGCUUUACUUACAGAGCGACGAUUUAGAUGAGAUCGAUGUAGUGGAACUCACAGGUUCAUACCAUGAUGCAUAUCAGACCAACUACUUUGUCAAGGGCAAUGUUUCAAAUUAUGAACGGGGAUUCUCGCAUCAUCUCCCCUCAUCACCACAUAUAAAUUUCCACAAGUAUGGUCUCGAAUGGACCCCACACGAAAUGAUCUGGUUAGUGGAUAAUAAUGUAGUGAGAAGGGUAGGUAGAGAUAAUCCUCAUGGAUUUCCUACUUCACCUCAAAAGGUAUACAUAAGUAUUUGGGCAGGCGGCGACCCCGAAAAUAAGCCUGGAACCAUUCAAUGGGCAGGCGGCCUCACCGAUUACGAGCAAGUUCCAUAUAGUAUGGAUGUGCGUAAUAUGCUAGUGGUCAAUUAUCUGGGAGAUAUGUAUAAAGCUGCUGGAAAAGAGCAAGAAAAGAAAGAGAAAGAAGGAAACGAAGAAAAAGAGGAAAGAAGAAAAGAAGAAGAAGAAGAAAGCCAUGGGGAAAACAUAAAGAUGAAAAAGAUCAAAUUAAUCGAAAUAAUAAAACAGAACAUUCUCGCAAUCCCAGACCUUCUCGUUCUAAUUCACCAUCAUUACUUCCGCUGCUUCUAA
Sungouiella intermedia is the source of this 918-nucleotide messenger RNA. NCBI's taxonomy places the organism in Eukaryota, Fungi, Ascomycota, Pichiomycetes, Serinales, Metschnikowiaceae. The record is from the annotation of a GenBank genome assembly.